This is a messenger RNA of Hipposideros armiger (great roundleaf bat), 1238 nucleotides long. It is a transcript of the gene PON1, whose product is annotated as paraoxonase 1. The transcript has 8 exons. Lineage: Eukaryota; Metazoa; Chordata; Mammalia; Chiroptera; Hipposideridae. Gene Ontology annotation, biological process: response to toxic substance. The record is from RefSeq and is a predicted model, not a curated record. Gene Ontology annotation, molecular function: arylesterase activity; aryldialkylphosphatase activity. The coding region runs from base 97 to 996 and encodes 299 amino acids.
CUAAUUUGCGCUCCGCACAGCUCCGGUUGCAGGCAGGCAAGCAGGGUCUCCCCGCGGCGGGUGCGUCAGUCCAUCCAUCGCUCUCUGUCCGAGGCCAUGGCGAAGGCAGCGCUGCUCACCCUCUUCGGGCUGGGGCUGACACUCUUGAAAGAUUACCAGUCUACUUACGAAGCACGACUUAAUGCUUUCCGAGAAGUAGAACCAGUCCAACCUCCUAACUGUAAAUUAGUGAAAGGAAUAGAAACUGGCUCUGAAGACUUGGAAAUACUUCCUAAUGGACUGACUUUCAUUAGCGCCGUAAAUAAUACCGUGUACCUGCUGGUGGUGAACCAUCCAAAUAUGCAGUGCACUGUUGAGUUGUUUAAAUUUCAACCAGAAGAAAAAUCACUUUUGCAUCUGAAAACCAUCAGACACAAACUUCUGCACAGUGUGAAUGAUAUUGUUGCUGUGGGACCUGAGCACUUUUAUGCCACAAAUGAUCAUUAUUUUGUCGACCCCUACUUGAAAAGCUGGGAGUUAUAUUUGGGUUUAGCGUGGUCAAAUGUUGUUUACUACAGUCCAAAUGAAGUUCAAGUGGUGGCAGACGGAUUUGAUUUUGCUAAUGGCAUCAACGUUUCACCUGACGGCAAGUAUGUCUAUAUAGCUGAACUUCUGACUCAUAAGAUUCAUGUGUAUGAAAAGCACCCUAAUUGGACUUUAACUUUAUUGAAGUCCCUAGCCGUGAAUACACUCGUGGAUAACAUAUCUGUGGAUCCUGUAACAGGGGAUCUUUGGGUUGGAUGCCAUCCCGAUGGCAUGAAAAUCUUCCACAACUUGAAGAGUGCUCCCAGAUCAGAGGUGAUCCAAAUACAGAACAUUUUAACAGAAGAACCCAAAGUCACACAGGUUUAUGCAGAAAAUGGUACAGUGUUGCAAGGCAGUACAGUUGCCGCUGUGUACAAAGGGAAAAUGCUGAUUGGCACGGUGUACCAAAAAGCGCUUUGCUGUGAGCUCUGACAGGCCGGUUUGCACCCAUGCCAUGGUGACCUCAACAUUUCAGCUGCUUGCCACAUUGAAGGGGUCCUAGUAAUCUCAUCUGAACAAUGAAUACUCACCUUGAAUUAGGACCUCAUAAGGAAUGAACAUGAUGUUUAACUGGGAACAAAUAUGACAUAUAUAAGUCUUUUUUGAGAGCAUAUCAAAUCAAUCUUGGAAUACUUGAAAAUCUCAUGGCCCAAUAAAAACGCUUUUCAAUGAAA